Penicillium paradoxum is the source of this 1320-nucleotide messenger RNA. RefSeq lists its product as uncharacterized. The coding region runs from base 1 to 1320 and encodes 439 amino acids. Gene Ontology annotation, molecular function: carbohydrate derivative binding. Lineage: Eukaryota; Fungi; Ascomycota; Eurotiomycetes; Eurotiales; Aspergillaceae. The transcript is spliced from 2 exons. The record is from RefSeq and is a predicted model, not a curated record. Gene Ontology annotation, biological process: carbohydrate derivative metabolic process.
AUGACCUUAUCCGAUGAAUCCGCCCACGGCCACCCUCUGUGGCCGCUCACCCCUCCUAGUUCCUCCGACCCGCCAGCACCCAAAGAUGUCUCAUCGGUCGUCACGGCGAUUCAUGUGAUCUCGACCGAGCGAGCGGCCCUCGCUCACCUCGAGCAUAUCUACCAGACCGAUGCGCGCGCGCAGCACGAUCUCGCCCGCGCCGUGGACCAGAUCGCGCAGAGCGUGCGCGGGGGUGGGAAAUUGGUCGUUUGCGGGGUGGGGAAGAGUGGAAAGGUCGGACGCAAAAUCGAGGCUACGAUGAAUAGUCUCGGUGUGUACAGUGCGUUCCUGCAUCCGACUGAGGCUUUGCAUGGCGAUCUGGGAUUGGUUCGGUCGAAUGAUACUGUUCUUCUUAUCUCGUUUUCUGGUCGUUCGCCGGAACUUUUGUCGCUGCUUCCGCAUCUGCCGGCUACUGUCCCGGUCAUCGCGUUGACUUCGCAUACACAUCCGUCGACAUGUCCGCUCCUCGCGCUGCAUGGCGCUUCGGGGAUGGGGAUUCUUUUGCCGGCUCCAAUCCAUGAGGAUGAGGAGACGUCCUUUGGCGUGAGCGCGCCGACGUCUUCGACGACGGUCGCCUUGUCGCUGGGUGAUGCGCUGGCUAUUGCUACGGCUAGGAAACUGCACUCUGCGACAGGGAAGAGUCCGGCCGAGGUCUUCCGAGGCUUCCAUCCUGGUGGUGCUAUCGGGGCUGCGGCAGCAGCGACACCCUUGACUACGCCGUCGAGUGGCAUGUCGACGAGGACAUUUGACUCUCCCACGUCGUCCGUGUCUCUUCCGUGGGAGGAUAUCACUAAUACUCCGUCGAUUCCUCCUUUCACUUUGCAGUCGCUGCCGGAGCAGCGGCUCGUCUCUCGAGACAUGCUGGUUUCGCUUGAUCAGAUUCCGACGGUCUCUGCAUCUUCAUCGCGCUUGCCUGGCGACGUGCGGCUUCUCGAUGUCCUCCUCACAGCCAUUCAGCACCCCAAUGCUAAAUCUUGGGUGUUUCUGUCUCCCUCUGAGAUCAUCCCUCCACGGCGCAUUCGUUCUCUGCUUUCUUCUGGUGGAGAUAUGGACAUGCGUGUUUCUGAGGUUGACACUAAGAGCCUUGGUUCUCAAUUUGUUGUACCUCGAAGCAACUGGCUCUUAGUCCCGGAAUCCACACCUCUCGCUGAGAUUCGGACUAUUGUCUCCGAGUCCCAAGGUGGCUCAAACCCAGCCUCUGUCAUUGCCGUCAUGAAAGACCGGAAUGCCCCUGGCAGUUGCAUAGGGGUGAUAGAGGCAGAGGAUCUAUUGGAUGUUUGA